Messenger RNA from Paramecium tetraurelia, 741 nucleotides. RefSeq lists its product as uncharacterized. The record is from RefSeq and is a predicted model, not a curated record. Lineage: Eukaryota; Ciliophora; Oligohymenophorea; Peniculida; Parameciidae. The transcript has 3 exons.
AUGAGACCUUUGACAUCCGCCAGUCCAAACAAGGUACCAAUAUCGAACUUUGCCAGUGUCGAUCGCGAUAAAACAAGAGGGCAAACCUACAUUUCUUAAUACACCAAAGUCGAGGAUGUUUAAUCCCCGAAAAGUCAGAAUAAUAAUUUAAAUGUUUCUCAAUAAAAUGAAAUCCAAACACUCAAAAAGCUUGUCAUUUAGUUAGAUUCCAGAAUAAACCAAUAAAAUGAAACAAUUACUUAAAUUAAAACUGACCUGGAGAAAAUGAAGGAGUUAAACUCAGAAUUAUAGGAAAAAUUAAAAAUGGCUGCCUCUCCAACUUUUCCAAAUUCCAAUAACCUUGAUAGAAGAGCAGUCGAUGAUCAAAAAAAAAUAAAAUAAGAAAUCAUGUAAUUGGGAAACAAGUUUUCUGAAAUGAAAGUUGAUUAUGAAACCAAGCAGAUGUCAUUGGAAGAAAAAGUGCGAUCAAUCCAAAUCUCUUUUGAAAACAGAAUGAAGAUAUUCUUUGAAUCCAAGAUGGAAUUCGAAGAUAUUUAUAAUUCAAUCAACUAAUUAGCAAAUGAGUUGAGUCUCUUAAAAGAAAAAACCAGUCCCGCCGAUACGAUUAAUGAAACCUACCAUGUGGACUAGAAAGGAUACCUGAUGGACUCAUAAAAUAACUACUUGCUUGAUAAAGGGCAAAUGAUAAAACUGAAUGAAAAAUAAAUUUCAUAUUUAAAGCAACAUCAUAAAUUAUUAUGA